Molecule: messenger RNA, 2580 nt
Organism: Vanderwaltozyma polyspora DSM 70294
Lineage: Eukaryota; Fungi; Ascomycota; Saccharomycetes; Saccharomycetales; Saccharomycetaceae
Gene: ZRG8
Product: Zrg8p
Exons: 1
Coding region: 1-2580 (859 amino acids)
Source: RefSeq, a predicted model, not a curated record
AUGAGGUCCUUCAUCAAGUCUCAUAAAAAUUCAAAUUCUUUAGAUGGUAGCCAAAGUAGAUGGAAUAAUUCAGAAGUACCGAACGUGCAGAGGUCCAGUGCUGAUUCAUUCAAUUACUCUGGUUCUACUGUAAUUAGCAGUAAUUCUAACACUGUUACAAGUAUGAGUAUACCUAAUAAUCUACCAAAUUCGAAAAAUUAUAGUCCUAAACACACACCAAGUUUUGAAUCAUUCCAUAGAUUAGCGAAUAAAAUACCUUCAAAACUAUUCAAGAAAAGUUCAAACAAUGCUUUGAAUGCCACGUAUAAUAACAGUUUACAUUUAGGUGAGUCUUUAAGUUCUCCUCCUACUCCAAGGACUAUAAAUACGUCAACAGAUGCUAUACAAAAAGUCAGAUCAACUGAAUCAGAGAUAGAAAUACCUUCUAUAAAAGGUACUAUAACUCAUUCAUGGGGUACCAGAUCCGAUACAGGGGGGCACUCCAUUAUUGUAUUGAAUGAACCAAGAUCAUCUUUAUCUGGAGCUUCUAAUUCAGAUUAUUCAGAUUUGGAACCAGCCGCACGCAUAUCUGGUUUAAAGAGACCAUCGAUUGUCUCAAUAAAGACCAACAAUUCUUUUGAAGAAUAUAACUCAACUCCUAUUAUAACUGAAGAAGAAGAUUUAAAAAAUUUUGAUAGUAAAAUUAUCAACCCAUCCACACCAAAUGAUAUUAAUGCAGUAAAGUAUAAUAAUAGAAAAACACAAAUAAUUGGGAAUGAAAAUUUAUUUAGAACUUCAAAUUUACAAAAUAAAGUUAGAAAGCAUUUUAUAUCUCCAUUAGAGAAUCUUAAUGAGAAUGUAUUAGAAGCUGAUAAUAAACAAGGUGUUGUAGAAAAUGUACAAAGGAAAAAAAAGGUUCCAAAUUUAAAUGCAAGUCCACAAGACACUAUUGAUGGUAACAGAAGCCGAACUAUAAGUUUUGCUGAAACAUCUAAAACACUCCCACAGAUGGAAGGAGCUAGUGAUGCUGAUGGGGAAUCUGACAGUUGCUCAGAAACAACUGAUGAUGACGAUGAUGAUAAUACCUCAAAAUUCUCAUUCGAGUAUAAUAGACCAAACGGUAGAACGGCUUCAAUGAAGUAUUAUUCAAAACCUGAACCUGUCAAUAAUAUUUACAUUGAUGAUUUAUAUGAAGAUGAAAAUUUUGAUGAAAAUAUGAACUAUGACGAGGACAGUCUUGAUGGUUUUGAGUUUCCUUCUAAUAAGUUUGAUUAUGGAAAUGAAAAUAGUGAUGAAAACGAUGAUAUCCAAGGACAUGAAAAUUAUGUUGUUCAAGAUAAUAAUAGUAGCAAGGGACCAAAAUUGAAAUCGGAAGCACCAAAAAAAGUUCAAACAUACAAUGACUUAUUUGAUCUUUCUGAUGACUUCGACUACGAUCCCAGUGAUGAAUAUCAAAAUGAGACAAGACUAAUACAUGAGAUGUGCGAAGAUGGAGAGGCAAGCCAAAUAGAUAAUAUGAUGGUGGAUGAAAAUAUUAUAUCCCCUCAGAAAAGUUUAACAUCCUCCAAAAGCUUUAACAAUAGCAAUGUUUCAAAAAGUAGUCCUCUUAUUAAGCCACUAGAAACUCCAAAAAAGAAGAUAAUCGUUAAACCAGUAGCAUCGUUUGCAGAUAUAUUUAAUCUAGAUGAUGAAGAAGAUAGAGAUUUUAAAGAUGAUGAUAGUUGUAAUGACGAAUCAGAUGGUGAAUACGUUUUGAAAGAUCCCUUCAAUAUUCCUGGGGGUAAGAAUCUUUUAAAUAGACAUAAGUCUUUGAAGAAGAAUUCUUCUUUUUCACUUAAAAAGAUUCCUAGUAAUGGGGAUUCUAUCGAUAAUAAUUUGAUGGAUAAAAAGCUGGAUAAAUAUAUCGUUGAUAUAAAUAAAAGCAUUAAAAAGCAUUCAGAUAUUCCAGAUUUGCAUUUUGUUCCACCAGACAAUUCUAGUGAUAUCAUCCUUCCUAAACGGUCACAGUCAUUGAAAUAUCAUGAUUUAAGCAGUAUUUUAGAUUCAGAUGUACCUGGGUCGACAAGAGAUUUAUUUUUCAUCGAUGAAGCAGAAGAAGAUUCAUAUAAUGUUAAACAUGGUUUAACUGAAGAAGAAUAUUUAGAUGAAAUUAAUAAUGUACCCGAAGACUUUUAUUUCUCUGAUUCAGAACAAGACAUGAGUCCCAUGAAAUCCCCAUUUCGUAGAUCGAACACUGGGUCCUUUAGAAGAACACAUAGUUUUUCUGGGAAGCCAAUUGGCGCUGCAAAAGAUAAUACUCCUGUUAAAAGUAAAUUAGAAAUAAAAAAUAAAACUGUAACAUUUUUUAAUCAUCCAUGGACUCCAAAUUCACAAUCUGGAUUUUCUGGGAAAUCUCCAAAGAAGUCUAUCAAAAAGACAGAUAAUUUAGAAAAUUCAGAAGAAGAACAUCUUCUGGCGACACCAAAGAGAGAUGAUAGUUCUGCCUAUGGUUUUUCUACGCCAGAUCGUCAGUUCAGGAAACCUACACCUGAGUACCUGCAGGAUUAUUCGUUAAGUCCAAUUCAGGAAGGGUAUUCUUCUGUUGAUAACUCUCCUAGGUGA